CUUGAAGAAGACCUCAGCGAUGAGCUCCGAUGGGAUGUGCAAUAGAGAGACUCUACAGGACGUCAGGGUCGAGCCUCGCAGGAACUCCCUCCCCCCAACGCAGGCCCUCGCUGAUAAACAUCUGCUGGCUUACCUGCCGCGGCCACAACCAGAAUCCAUACGUUACACUCCUUACACUUACAAGGGUGCAGCUAAAUCCACUGUUGCUUCCAUGAUGAUGGCGAAAAGAGCCUCUCUUAUCCACAACAACUUUAACUACACCAUCUGCUCAUCCCUCCCGUCGUCCCAGGAGGCCUCUCCCUCCCAAACCCACGGUCCCUGCACUCCGUCCUCUCAGGAUUUGACUUUAACCAAGCAGGAUCCCCUUCAGCAGCAAACCCCCCAAGCAGCUCCUCAGCCACCAGCAGAGGAGACCCCGGUGCCUCAACCUUUGCAUCGCAGCAGAGCCCUCAAGCGCUUCAGCUCCAGGUGGCAAUCGAGAGGCUCCACCAGAAGCAACAACGUCCCGGUGUCUGCGCUCGAGAAACAGCACAUUGCAAAGAGUCACAAGAAGCGCUGCAAGCUGCUGGGUGAUGAGCCCUCCUCACAUGUCACUGCCAGCAAUCUGCGCCAGCGUUACAUCACCAAGGAUGGAAAGUGCAGGGUCAACCUGGGGCCUAUCGCAGACAAGAGUCGCUUCCUCUCAGAUAUCUUCACCACGCUGGUGGACCUCAAGUUUAGCUGGUUCCUUCUCGUCUUCACUAUGUGCUACAUCCUCACAUGGCUGACAUUUGGUGGAAUCUAUUUUCUAGGUGCGUGGUUGCGUGAUGACAUUGCUCAUGUCCAUGACCCUCAAUGGAAGCCGUGCUACCAGAAUGUGGACAGUUUCCUAUCAGCCCUGUUGCUUUCAUUGGAAAGCCAGAGAACCAUUGGGUAUGGCUCCAGGAUGGUGACAGCUCACUGCUCCGAGGGCACGGUGCUCCUGAUGGUCCAGUCCAUCCUUGGUUCCAUCAUCGACGCUCUGAUGGUGGGCUGCAUGUUUGUUAAAAUCUCCCGGCCCCAGCAGAGAGCUCAGACGCUGAUCUUCAGCAAGAACUGUGUCAUAUGUGAGCGGGACGAGAAGCUGUGCAUGCUCUUCCGCAUCGGUGACCUCCGAGUGAGCCACAUGGUGGACGCCAAGAUCCGGGCCAAGCUGAUCAAGUCCCGGCAGACCAAGGAGGGCGAGUUCAUCCCGCUGGAGCAGUCGGAGAUCAACCUCGGCUACGACUCCGGGGGAGACAGGCUGCUCCUGGUGGAGCCGCAGACCAUAACCCACGUCAUCAAGGAAUGCAGCCCCUUCUGGGAGGUCGGGGCCGAGCGUCUGAAGAGGGAAACCUUUGAGAUCAUUGUCAUCCUGGAGGGCAUCGUUGAGGCAUCAGGUAUGACGUGCCAGGCGAGGACUUCCUACACAGAGGAUGAGGUCCUGUGGGGCCACAGAUUUGAGUCCUGCAUUUCCUUGGAGAAAGGAGCUUUCCGUGUGGACUGCAGUAAAUUUGACAAAAUCUUUGAGGUUCAAAUGUCCAACCUCAGUGCGAAGGACAGGAGCUCAGCAAAGGAACAAGAUGAUUUGUUUUAGAAAAUCUUACUAAACAUCUCCUUUUUGUGUAUUAAUACUGCAUUAAACUUUAACACUCAUAGUUCAUAGAUAUUCAUCUGAG
Molecule: messenger RNA, 1676 nt
Organism: Pleuronectes platessa (European plaice)
Lineage: Eukaryota; Metazoa; Chordata; Actinopteri; Pleuronectiformes; Pleuronectidae
Product: G protein-activated inward rectifier potassium channel 3
Exons: 3
Coding region: 20-1594 (524 amino acids)
Biological process (GO): potassium ion import across plasma membrane; regulation of monoatomic ion transmembrane transport
Cellular component (GO): plasma membrane
Molecular function (GO): inward rectifier potassium channel activity
Source: RefSeq, a predicted model, not a curated record